AUGAAAGUUUCUGUCAUCUUCCUCAUCCUGAGCCUAUCCAGCCUGCUUCUUGAGGCUAACCCAGGAAUCAAGGUGAAAAUCACAAAGAAAGCAUUGGACUAUGGUAAGCAAUCUAGUAUAGAGUUUCUGAAGCAGAGAUUAAAGGAAGAGACCUUUAAAGACCAGAGUGGACAAGAUACAUAUGGAUUUAUUGGAUUCAACUACACAGUUUCAAAGAUAAAAAUUGAUAACGUGGAAUUCCCCAAUACAUCCUUGUCUCUCAUUUCUGGAACGGGGAUUAAACUAGUAGUUAAAGAUGCUUCAGCAACAGUUAGUGCAGAUUGGAGCGUGAAGACCUGGCUAUUCAAACAUUCUGGAAGCGGGAGUUUCUUCAUUUCAGGAAUGUCUAUCACAGCGGUUGUAAAAGUAUCUCACAGUGUAUCGGGUUGUCUAAAAUUGUCACUUGAAAGCUGUGAAACAGUAGUAGCUGAUAUUGACAUCCAGCUGAAUCAAGCUUAUAGAUGGGUGAAUACAUACUUUACCACUGCUCUGAUAGAGCCUCUGUGUAUCUUUGUGGGCUCAAGUUUGUGUCCAAAAUUGGAUUCUGAGAUCCAACUGCUUAAUGAAGAAUUCAGCAAGUGUCCAGCCCAAACUCAGAUCAAUCCUUUUGAAAUAAUAGACUAUUCUCUGAUAAACAGUUCAUCUAUCUCUGAAUCAUCAAUUGACUUGGAUUUAAAGGUAACAGUCUAUCCAGUGGAAAAAAUCACAGAGCCACCCUUCAAGCCAACCGCUUUCGAUCUUCCAGAUGAGAACAACUCUAUGAUCUAUGUAGGAAUCUCAGAAUAUUUCUUUCAGUCUGCUUUACUAGCUUAUUACACAUCCAGGAGUUUUGACAACUCUGCUGAACAGGAGCUUUCUUCUUACUUCAACUUAACCACAGAUACAUUGAAAAACAUCAUUCCCACUAUUGCUCAACUUUAUGUAGAGCCACUUCCAGUAAUUAUGAGCGUAGGAAUUACUGAUGUACCUGUGAUUAGUCUGCACAAUGAUAAAUUAAUCCUGGAGUUUGCUGGUUCUAUGGCAGUAUUGGCAAUGCUGCCAAACUCAACCACCCAAUCCAUGUUCACCUUGAACAUAAUAGCUGGAACUCAUGCAAAUUUGACUAUAUUUGACCAGAGGUUGAUAAUUACAUUGUGCCUGGACAGUGUCCUCGCCAUGUCACAAAGUCAAACUUUUUUUUCAAUGCAGGCUUCACUUCUGGAUAAUUUCGUGUCUUACAUUUUACAAACUGGAAUAAUUCUAGCAGCCAAUGCCAAACUAAAGGAUGGAAUUCCUCUGCCUCUCUUGGACACAGUGAUACUUAUGAAGCCCAAUGUUAGAAUUUACCAGGGUUUCUUGCUGAUUUCCACUGACAUGAUAUAGGAAGCCUAUGAUAACCAGGAAGAUCUAGAUCUCCAAGCAAAUGAUGACAAUUUUUUUUUUUUUACUAUAGAUGCAUAA
Python bivittatus (Burmese python) is the source of this 1479-nucleotide messenger RNA. The record is from RefSeq and is a predicted model, not a curated record. NCBI's taxonomy places the organism in Eukaryota, Metazoa, Chordata, Lepidosauria, Squamata, Pythonidae.